This is a messenger RNA of Dentiscutata heterogama, 572 nucleotides long. Lineage: Eukaryota; Fungi; Glomeromycota; Glomeromycetes; Diversisporales; Gigasporaceae. The record is from the annotation of a GenBank genome assembly.
AUGACUUCUACAUCUGUAAAGGUUGCCUUAAGAAUUAGGCCGUUGAGCGAAAAAGAGACUAUCCAAGGUUGUAAUGAGUGCCUAACACCUAUCCCCGAUGCUCCGCAACAAAUUCUCAUUGGAACCGACCGCUCAUUCACCUUUGAUUACGUUUUUCCUUCGGAUACUGAACAAGAGGAAGUUUUUCAAGAUUGUGCAAUAUCUCUUCUUGAUAAAUUUGUUGAAGGUCAAACUGGUAGUGGUAAAACUUAUAGCAUGGGUACAGCCCUUGAUGGCUCAAACAUUUCAGCUGAACACAUAAAUGAAGCUGCGGGUAUGGUCCCACGUUCGAUACAUCGUCUGUUCAAUGAUCUUAACGACAGAAAAUCGAAGAAUCCUUCCUACCAAUUCGAAGUCUUUGUGACUUUUCUGGAAUUAUAUAAUGAAGAUCUCGUAGAUUUAUUAAAUCAUCAAAAUCGUGAUAAUAUUAAAAAAGGAAAAAAUGAAUUGAUGAUAAGAGAAGAUUCGAACGGCCAUAUUUAUUGGGCUGGUGUUAAAGAAAUUCCUGUAAAUUCUCCAAAAGAACUCUUAGA